Brienomyrus brachyistius is the source of this 1180-nucleotide messenger RNA. It is a transcript of the gene nudt21, whose product is annotated as nudix hydrolase 21. Lineage: Eukaryota; Metazoa; Chordata; Actinopteri; Osteoglossiformes; Mormyridae. The coding region runs from base 187 to 873 and encodes 228 amino acids. The transcript is spliced from 7 exons. Gene Ontology annotation, molecular function: mRNA binding. The record is from RefSeq and is a predicted model, not a curated record. Gene Ontology annotation, cellular component: mRNA cleavage factor complex.
CUGGAAGCGUAUUGAAUUGUGACCCGGAUGUGGAGGUUCUUCGUAGAAGGAGGGAAGUGUUAUGAUUUUACAGACGUUUAUACUCUCCGGUGAGUGUUGAUUAUACACUGACUGGGUUGAGAGCAAGCAGAUAAAGCUAGUGUUGUGGUUUGUUCCUGAUCUGGUUACGUGAGCUGUUGUUCAGUCAUGUCUGUCGUGCCACCCAACCGAUCAUCAACCGGUUGGCCGCGUGGAGUGAAUCAAUUCGGGAACAAAUACAUAAGCACCCCAACAAAACCGCUCACGCUGGAAAGGACCAUUAACUUGUACCCCCUGACCAACUACACGUUCGGCACGAAAGAACCUCUCUAUGAGAAAGACAGCUCGGUCGCGGCGCGUUUCCAGCGGAUGCGGGAGGAGUUCGAGAAAAUCGGCAUGAGGAGGACAGUGGAGGGCGUCCUGAUUGUGCAUGAACACAGACUGCCGCACGUUCUGCUCCUGCAGCUGGGAACCACUUUCUUUAAGCUACCCGGUGGAGAGCUGAACCCCGGCGAGGACGAAGUGGAAGGGCUGAAGCGACUGAUGACAGAGAUUCUGGGACGUCAGGAUGGGGUGAAACAGGACUGGGUUAUUGACGACUGCAUUGGGAAUUGGUGGAGGCCAAACUUUGAACCCCCCCAGUACCCUUACAUUCCAGCACACAUCACCAAGCCCAAAGAGCAUAAAAAGCUGUUCUUGGUCCAGCUGCAAGAGAAAGCCCUCUUUGCAGUUCCUAAGAACUACAAGCUGGUCGCUGCACCCCUGUUCGAGCUCUAUGACAACGCCCCAGGCUAUGGACCAAUCAUAUCCAGCCUUCCACAGCUACUGAGCAGGUUCAACUUUAUUUACAACUGAGUGGUUUGCGCAGUGGUGCCGUCUUCGUACAUCAUGCAUGGACUUCGUGAAGUUACAGCUGGCAGCCAAGUAGAGCUGCAGAAGCAAGAUGUCUUUGUCAAGAUGUUCGCUACCGGUGAAUUUGAUUUGGAAUAUGUGAUUGACAUGUACUGAAUUAAAAACUUAUGCUUUUUGUUUUAAUUUUUUUUAAGUUCUGUGUUUUGUCUUUUUCCUUUUGGAGAGUACAGUUGUUUAGUAAAUAAAAAUGUCCUGUUGUGUUUUUAUUUGUAAACUUACAUUUUUAAAAAUAAAUGUCUUUUGGUAAAGA